Messenger RNA from Seriola aureovittata, 1591 nucleotides. RefSeq names its product lipoxygenase homology domain-containing protein 1-like. NCBI's taxonomy places the organism in Eukaryota, Metazoa, Chordata, Actinopteri, Carangiformes, Carangidae. Bases 1003 to 1488 code for a protein of 161 amino acids. The transcript has 2 exons. Gene Ontology annotation, molecular function: protein binding. The record is from RefSeq and is a predicted model, not a curated record.
UCAAUCAAGCAGAGCAUCACGAAGCCGAGGCUCAGAUAAAGACCAGAGGACACUGUGCUGUUAGGGAGUGGUCAGAGCAAUAUGGCUGUAACAACCACAACACACACACUGUUAUGAAUAUUUAACCUGGAAACCAUCUCAGCAUGGAUUAGCAAGGAAACUGCCCAAUGACCUGCCUAAUUGCAUAACUUGUUUAGAUAGAAGAUCAGCAUUCACUACACUAUCAGCGUCUGCAGCAUGUUGUUCAUAUAGUCUCUAUAUUACUGUUUUAUAUUCCAUGUUUUGCAGUGAAUAAAUACAUAGUUAGUGUGUUCACUGCUGAUAUGAAGGGAAGUGGCACUGAUGCUGAUGUCUUCCUAAAUAUCUUUGGAGAGACUGGUGACACAGGUAGGCCUGCAACACAUUAUUUUUUCAUUGUUGAUUAUAUCUUGUAUUUUUAUUUAUUUAUUUAUUAAUUGAUUACCAGAUAAUGGAAAAAUGCUUAAGCAGAUAUUAGAUUUAAAGUUACACAAACAGAGAAAAAUAGUAAAUCUUACCAUGUAAGAAGCUGCAAGCAUUUGCUGGUUGCUUGAUAAACAGUCAAUUGAAUAUCAAUUACAUGCCAUUAAGUUUCCGUUGAUCAAAUAACCCAUAGGUGACUCUUAUGUACAACUCUUUACAGCUGUUACAUUAAGCCACUGCCCAUCCUUGACAAAUAGUGUUGUCUAUUCAUUGUUAAUGACUGUAGCCGCUUCCUCACUGUGAUUUCAAUGUUUGAUUCUGAUUCUUAAAUUCUUUCAUGAAAGGCGAGAGACGACUGGACAGUGACAAAGAUAACUUUGAACGGGGAUCGGAGGACAAGUUUACGAUAGAGGCUCCAAACCUGGGAAGGCUGAGGAAAAUCACCAUCGGUCACAACAACAGAGGUUCAUCGGCUGGGUGGUUUCUGGAUAAGGCAUGUACAGGCUACACACUCUUACAUACAUAAUCUAAACAGAUGUGCACACAUACAUAAAAAGCGUCAUGAUAGAGCAUACUGUUUCUCUACAGGUGGUGAUCGAUGACAUGGGGAAUAAAGAAGUGUAUGAGUUCCCAGUUAAUCGCUGGUUUGCUAUGGAUGAAGAUGAUGGCAAAAUACAGAGAGAUGUGUUGGUUGGAUCAGUGCAACCAAUGGGAAUUAUAUACAAUGUACAAGUGAUGACUGGAAAUGUGAGGGGUGCAGGCACCAACUCUAAGAUCCACAUGGUUAUGCACGGCUCCAAGGGCUUAAAAAACAGUGGCAAAGUCUUCCUGGAGGGCGGUGCUUUCGAGCGCGGUCUCAUCGACAUUUUCAACGUGGAGAUUUGUGAACUGAUCAGCCCGCUCAGCCGGGUAACCAUCGGGCACGACAAUGGGGCCGUUGGUGCCGGGUGGUACUGCGAAAAGGUACUUCACCUUUCUUAUUGGUUACAGAUUGAUUCUCAAAGUGCCGUUCACCCACCGAGCACCCGUUUCCCUUCCAGGUGGUGAUAUACUGUCCUUUCACGGGCAUUGAGCAGACAUUUCAGUGCGGGAUGUGGCUGGACGAGGACGAGGGGGACGGACUGAUCGAGAGGGAGCUGUAUGAGAUGGU